AAGUUCCGUUGCCGGCGCGCCACGUGGCUUUGUGCGGGACUGGUGGAGGUCUUGGGCUGGCCGAGGGCUGACCAGUCCCACCUCCUUUCCCUGCCGUAAGGAAGCCACCCCUGUUAAUAAUGGAUCCCGCUUGCUUUCUCCCGUCCCACCAGUUCAAUGGUAGCCCGUUGGGCUCGGAUUUGUAUAAAACGUCUCCUACAUUCGCUUCAUCUAAAACCGGGCGGACGGAGCAGCCUAAAGCGGUUGAACCGACCCGCAUCAUCACGGAUCCGGUUACGGGCCGGGCUUACAGCAAAGGCCGUCUGCUUGGCAAGGGAGGAUUUGCAAGAUGUUAUGAAAUGAGAGACCUCUCCAGCAGCCAGACCUAUGCAGUAAAAGUCAUUCCUCAUAGCCGAGUGGCUAAGCCUCACCAACGUGAAAAGAUCAUCAAUGAAAUUGAGCUACACAGAGACCUGCAUCACAAACACAUUGUGAAGUUCUCUCAUCAUUUUGAAGAUUCAGAGAACAUCUACAUCUUUCUCGAGCACUGCAGCCGAAAAUCUUUGGCUCAUAUCUGGAAAUCCCGACACACUCUUCUGGAGCCAGAGGUUCGAUAUUACCUCAAACAAAUCAUUUCUGCCUUGAAGUACCUUCAUCUUAAGGGCAUUCUGCACAGGGACCUCAAAUUAGGUAACUUUUUCAUCAGUGAAAACAUGGAAUUGAAGGUUGGCGAUUUCGGUUUGGCUGCCCGACAAGAACCUGCAGACCAGAGGAAAAAAACUAUCUGUGGUACUCCCAACUAUCUUGCUCCAGAAGUGCUGCUCCGACAAGGACAUGGGCCGGAGUCAGAUGUCUGGUCUCUAGGCUGUGUCAUGUACACUUUGCUAUGUGGAAACCCCCCUUUUGAGACAUCUGAUCUCAAGGAGACCUACAAAUGCAUCAAGCAUGUGACCUAUACACUUCCAGUGUUCCUUUCCAUUCCAGCCAAGAACCUGCUUAUGGGCAUCUUGAAACGCAACCCACAGGAGCGUUUAACAUUGGAGGAAAUCUUGGAUCAUGAGUUCUUCACCAAAGGGUACACACCUGAUAAACUCCCACCCAGCAGCUGUGUGAUGGUGCCAGAACUGAAUCCCCCCAACCCUGCCAAGAGCCUGUUUGUAAAGGUCACAAAGACUCUCUUUGGAAAAAGGAAAUCCAAAGUUAAGAAGUCUCCCUCAGAAGAAAGAGAUGAAAUUUCCAAGUUGGUAACAGGCCUUGUGAAGACCUCUAUCUGUAGACAGAUGAGUCACAAAACUGUGGAAGGGAAUGAGGUCACCCCUUUGAGUGGCCAGAGUCCUAGCUCUAGCCCAGCAGUGACUGUAGCAGAAGAAGGCUCACGGAAGUCAAUCUCCAGGUCCAUUCGUGGGACAAUGGCUAGCACCUCUGAAGUAUUUGAAGAUUGUGUCACAGCAUCAGCCGUCAUUGAGUCUGCUAUUGCGCUCUUGAAGAACUGUCUGUCCAUCAUGCCUCCAGCUGAGAGGAAUCCUGCUUCUUUGGCUUGCCACGAGCACUUUGUUUGGGUAAGCAAAUGGGUGGACUAUUCCAACAAGUACGGCUUCGGCUAUCAGCUCUCCAACCGCAGCAUUGGUGUUCUCUUCAAUGAUGGAACUCAUAUGACUCUCUCUGCCAACUGGAAAAAAGUACAUUAUAAUCUGACCAACAGUAAGCAUUUCUCCUUCCCGGCUUCUGCAGUCCCUGAACAGCUGCAGGGACAGAUGAGUGUUCUGCAGUACUUUGCCUCCUACAUGGAGCAACAUCUUAUGAAGGGAGGAGACUUGCCCAGCAUAGACGAGGUUGGGCAGUUGCCACUGCUGCUCCUACAGUGGGUGAAGACUGAUCAGGCCUUGCUGAUGCUCUUCAGCAAUGGAACCUUCCAGGUGAACUUCUACAAUGAUCAUACCAAGGUGAUCUUCAGCAAACCUGACCACUCUUGCCUUCUCACCUACAUAAACCGUGACAGGAAUUCCUAUACCUACAAGCUCAGCAGUAUUGCAGAACUUGGCUGCUCACCAGAGCUUCAGCAUCGGCUCAAGUACAUCCUCAAACUGCUGCUUGAGCGUGCAGAUGCCUAAAGCUGCAGGAUGGGACUCUUUGUCUCCUUUGUCCUUCCAAGAACGAUGCUAAUGUCAUAAGAGAUACAACUGCAGAGACCAUCAGAAUCCUCCCACAGUGGAUGCCUGAUCUUCAGGAAAGACAAGACUCCAAACAAAAACUGCACAGAUGUAGCUCUGAGUACCUUAUCCCAGGACCCAUCAACGUCUGGAUGCUUAUCUCCAAACUGACUUUUUAAUUAAGGGAUUUGCACUUGGUUUGACAUGACUGCUCCAGUCCAUAGAGAGAAGGUGCAGGGAUGGAAGUUAAAUGUCUUAAGUUUACUCCUGUGUGACUGCACAGCUGGUUAUACACAGUGGAGAAGAUGGGGUCUUGGGUGUGGGGAGAGCUAUUGCUGCAUCCAUAGUAUGGAAACAAUUGAGGGUAGGCUGAGGAAUGAGGAGAAAUGUCCUUUGAGAAGACAGUUGCUGGACUGUUUUUCCAGUGCUUAUAUACCUGGUAAGGUCUGGGCAUCCCAGCACCUGAUGGGUUUGAGGGGCUUCUCAGCUGCCCUUCUGUGAGCAUGGAAUUAAGGUGGCUUCCAUUCAUGAACUGGUUCAGGCAUUUGUAACACUACCACUGUCUGCCCGUGGACUCUCUUGUGCUGCUUGCUUGGCUCUGAUUCAUGGACCAACUAAAGCUGUGAGUGGACAGUGUCUGGGGCUAGUCGGGCAAGGAGGGAUGCGUGUCCCAACACAGUGGCACUGUCGCGAGUGGCCUUCCGCAGAGUUAGACGGGAACCACGAAAAGGGCUUCUCUGCUUGGCGUAUGACUGUUGCAGCUAAGAUGCUGGUGGCAGAGGGGAACUGAGGGGAACUGUGGGGAACUGUAUCUGGCUGCUUUGCCAGAUGGCUGUUUUCUGGAAUUGGCAGGGAUGAACUGCUGCCAGUCUUAAUUUGGGAUGAAGAGUUAGGGGGAUGAGAGCUGAAUCUUCAGCCUUAAAUCCGAGCCAAUUCAGGUUUCCAGUGCUGCUGCUCAGUACUUGAUGCUGUGAAGCUGCGUGUUGCAUAACAAACUCCUACACUAAUUAGGCAAAUAGGGCUUUUUUGUUUGCUGAGACUGUGAAUUGCCCUAUUUUUGCCUCAGUUUCUCAGCUGCUGUCUCAGACUCAAGAUGCAGCAGAGGGAUUUUGUGUAUUACUGUGGUACAGACUUGAACAGCUUAAACAAAAGCUGCCUGUUUGGUAUUUGAACUUGACAGACUGUUGUCCAGUUGUGGAGCUUAAAUGGUAUAAACUUCCACUGACACCUAUUUAUGUAUUUAUAUGAAUUAUUUAUUUUGCACCUGUGUUCUGUCAAUCAUGCAGCACCAUGUCUCCAAACU
Molecule: messenger RNA, 3432 nt
Organism: Gekko japonicus
Lineage: Eukaryota; Metazoa; Chordata; Lepidosauria; Squamata; Gekkonidae
Gene: PLK3
Product: polo-like kinase 3
Exons: 15
Coding region: 120-2090 (656 amino acids)
Biological process (GO): DNA damage response; regulation of cytokinesis; mitotic cell cycle
Cellular component (GO): cytoplasm; nucleus; centrosome
Molecular function (GO): ATP binding; protein serine/threonine kinase activity; protein binding
Source: RefSeq, a predicted model, not a curated record